Molecule: messenger RNA, 600 nt
Organism: Rhipicephalus sanguineus (brown dog tick)
Lineage: Eukaryota; Metazoa; Arthropoda; Arachnida; Ixodida; Ixodidae
Exons: 3
Coding region: 1-600 (199 amino acids)
Source: RefSeq, a predicted model, not a curated record
AUGUCUUCUACGACUCCAGGCACAGCGGGAACGGGCAAGCGGCGCAGUGGCACGGUGAAGAGACGAAGGUCUGCAAAAAAGCAGCGUGGCUGGAGAAGUGAUUCCUCGCGUAGCAGUGGCAAAAGGAAGUCGAAGAAGCGACGCCGCAGGAAGAGCUCGUCCAGCGAGUCUACGCCCAAGCGCCAGACCAAGCGCAAGAACAAGUCCAAGGCCAAGACAAAUGGUGUAAAGAACAACAUGUUCCGAUUAGCAGCCGAUCAAGAGCAAGAAGAAGAAUCAAGUGAGGACAGCAGCAAAAAGAAGAAGCGCAAAAGCAAAGCGGAUGAUAAUUCGGUGACCGAGGCUGGACAAAAGACCGACGGAGAAGCUUCGCAAGAUUCCUGCGAGAGCGAGUAUAGUUCUGAAUGCGAGCCGGAGGAUGAUCCAGCAGAGCCGGUGGAGGGUGCCACUGAAGAUCAGGAUCUGCCUCCGAUGGAAGGACAGCCACCAUCGCCAGCGGAUCCAGACUUGGCCGCAGUCCUUGCCGAUCUCCUUUUUGACAUAUUCUUCGCAUUGCUUUGGCAGUUGAUUCAGAAGUUCGGUCAGCCUCAACAUGCUUAA